This is a messenger RNA of Morone saxatilis (striped sea-bass), 1795 nucleotides long. Its product is annotated as chondroitin sulfate N-acetylgalactosaminyltransferase 1-like. The transcript is spliced from 9 exons. Gene Ontology annotation, cellular component: Golgi cisterna membrane. The record is from RefSeq and is a predicted model, not a curated record. Lineage: Eukaryota; Metazoa; Chordata; Actinopteri; Moronidae. The coding region runs from base 1 to 1605 and encodes 534 amino acids. Gene Ontology annotation, molecular function: glucuronosyl-N-acetylgalactosaminyl-proteoglycan 4-beta-N-acetylgalactosaminyltransferase activity.
AUGUUUAAACGGUGGCUUUUAGCCUUGUUGGCCCGUGUCGGCCUCAUUGUGCUGGGCCUCUGCUGCUGUCUGUUCCUGUUCUACCUCCUGGCCUGUAAACCGACGUCUCGCAGCAGCCAGCAAUCUCUGUUGUGGUCUGGAGGGGCCACCAGUAAAGAGGGAUACAUGGCCUUGUUGCAGGAGAGGGAAGACUCUCACAGACAUUACAUCAACAGCCUGACGAAGCAGAUAGCCCAGCUAAAAGAGGCUCUCCAGGAGAGGACGCAGCAGCUCCAGGAGUCCCUGGAUAAAGCUAAAACAAAAGGGAUUCUGCCUCAGGGUCUGGAGAGUCUGCACAAAACCCCCACGCAGUCUGACUUGAAGGAGUUCUUCCGCUCCCAGCUGAACCAGGCGGAGGUAAACUCAGGUGUAAAGCUGCCCAGUGAAUAUGCAGUGAUUCCUUUCGACACUUUCACCCUGCACAGGGUGUACCAGCUGGAGAUGGGGCUGACCAGGCAUCCGGAGGAGAGGCCUGUGAGAAGAGACCGCAGAGACGAGCUGAUAGGCACAGUGGAAACAGCUCUGCACGUCCUCAAUGGACCUCAGCAACACACAGACAACACCAGGCGGAAGCACACAUACUCCCCUUCAGACUUCAUAGAGGGGUUGACUCGUAUAGAGCGGGACAGAGGAACAGUUUAUGAACUGAUGUUUAAAGGCGACGGCCCACAGGACUUCACACAGCUCGUGCUCUUCAGGCCGUUCGGACCUGUGGCCAAGGUGAAGAGUGAGACUCUGGACAUGCGCAGCAUCCUCAUCAACAUCAUCGUACCUCUUUCCAAGAGGUCAGACGCAUUCAGGCAGUUCAUCAACAACUUCAGAGAAGUGUGCAUCCAGCAGGACGGCAGGGUUCAUCUCACGGUGGUCUACUUUGGUCGAGAUCAGAUAGACCAGGUGAAAGCCAUGCUGGACCAGACCACAAGAGAGACUCGGUUCAGGAGCUUCACUUUGAUCCAGCUGAAUGAGGAGUUUUCUCGUGGGCGGGGCUUAGAAGUGGGUGCCAGGGCUUGGAGGCGGAGCCAGAACGUCCUGCUCUUCUUCUGUGAUGUUGACAUCCACUUCACUGCUGAUUUCUUAACUUCCUGUCGCCUCAAUGCAGAGCCUGGUAAGAAAGUGUACUAUCCAGUGCUUUUCAGCCAGUACAACCCAUCUAUUAUCUACCGUAAUCACACAGUCCUGCCCUCUGUUCAAAAACAACUGGUGAUAAGGAAGGAAACUGGAUUCUGGAGAGACUUUGGGUUUGGAAUGACGUGUCAGUACAGGUCUGAUUUCCUCAACAUAGGUGGUUUUGACCGAAACAUCAAAGGUUGGGGGUUGGAGGACGUGCACCUGUACAGAAAGUACCUUCACAGUAAGCUGAUGGUGAUUCGCUCUCCGUCUCGAGGCCUUUUCCACUUGUGGCAUGAGAAGAACUGUGCUGACGAGCUCCCUCCAGACAAGUACAAGAUGUGCAUGCAGACCAAAGCCAUGAGCGAAGCCUCGCACAGCCAGCUGGGGGAGCUGUUCUUCAGACGGGAGAUUGAGCUUCAUUUGAACGCCCAGAAGCAGAAGAACAGAGGGACAUAAUGAGGACAGUUGACUUGGGGUUGGCAUUGAGAUAAUAAGGAUCUUGUGAUGUUAUUAGUCACUGUUAUGUAUGCUCUUCUUCUGGUUUUCAUGAUAAUUUAUGUAUACUUACAUUAACUGUUCAGCUACAGACAAAAGAUGAUUUACUAUGAUUAUUAUUGUCCACGUAGACACAUAAACUUGUACAAAA